AUGCUUAGGCCGCACUGGAUCUUACCGCUUGCGCUCCUCUUGCCCCCCCUGCUCGCGUUUUCACUUCCUUCAUCCCAUCCCGACGUGUCCUCCGUCCCCCAAGGACCGAACCUCGCGGCUCGGUCCAAUGGGAAGCUCUAUUUCGGGACGGCGACGAACAACGACGAGCUGAACGACACCGCGUACUUCGCGCUCCUCGACAGCUUCGCGAAUUUCGGGCAGCUCACGUCCGCCAAAGCCAUGAAAUGGAACUCGACGGAGCCGGAGCGCGGGGUGUUCACGUUCGAGCAGGGGGACCAGAUCGUGAAUCUGGCGAAGCAGAGCGGAAAGCUGAUGCGCGGACACAACUGCGUGUGGUACCAGCGCAUCCCGGACUGGGUGACCGACACCAACUGGACGGCUCCUGAGCUUGCGGAGGUCGUCAGAGAGCACUGCUUCAACAUCGUGCAUCAUUGGGCGGGUGAUAUCUGGGAUGUUAUCAACGAGCCCUUCAACGACGACGGAACCUGGCGCGAAACGCAGUUUUACCAGGUGCUCAACACUUCCUACAUCCCGAUCGCGCUCCAUGCUGCCCGCGCCGCCGACCCGCACACGAAGCUAUACAUCAACGAGUACAACAUCACCGGCACAGGACCCAAGUCAACCUCGAUGAAGAGCCUCGUCCGCGCGCUCAAGAAAGCCGGGGUCCCUCUCGACGGCGUCGGCGUCCAAGCGCACGAGAUCGUCGGCAGGGUGCCCGAAGACGUGCAGCGGAACCUCGAGGAACUCACCGCGCUCGGCCUCGACGUGCGUUUCCUCACGCUUCCACCCACGCAGGAAGGGCUGGAGCAGCAACGGCGCGACUUUGCGGCGAUCGUCGGGGCGUGCGCGCGCGUCGAAAGGUGCGUCGGCGUGACGGUGUGGGACUUCACGGACGAGUACUCGUGGAUCCCGGGGACGUUCCCUGGGGAAGGUGAUGGGUGCCCUUGGGACGACAACUUGCAGCCCAAGCCUGCGUACUACGGCACCCUGGACGGCUUCCGCAGUCAUUAG
Molecule: messenger RNA, 1032 nt
Organism: Epithele typhae
Lineage: Eukaryota; Fungi; Basidiomycota; Agaricomycetes; Polyporales; Epitheliaceae
Product: endo-beta-1,4-glucanase
Exons: 8
Coding region: 1-1032 (343 amino acids)
Biological process (GO): carbohydrate metabolic process
Molecular function (GO): hydrolase activity, hydrolyzing O-glycosyl compounds
Source: RefSeq, a predicted model, not a curated record